Molecule: messenger RNA, 1296 nt
Organism: Adineta steineri
Lineage: Eukaryota; Metazoa; Rotifera; Eurotatoria; Adinetida; Adinetidae
Source: the annotation of a GenBank genome assembly
AUGUCUAAUCAGUCAGAUCGACGUUUAUUUUAUUUUAUAAAACUUUUUUUGUUUAUUCAAUUAACAAAAUCAGAAACAUUCAAAUGCGUUAAAGAUGGUUUUUUUCCAGACAAAAAAGAUUGUUGGAUCUACCAUAUUUGCGUUGGUGCAACACAUUCAGUAAAAGCUUGUAAAGAAGAUCUUUUAUUCAAUCCAAAUAAAAACGAAUGUGAUUGGGCAAUGAAUGUUAAUUGUAGUCAAAGAUCGUAUGAAGAUACUCUUCCAGCAACAAUACCUGCAAAUGGUCUUUCUCCACCUGGUUCAAUUUAUUUUAAUCCUUCAUCUGCCGGUGAGAAUCUAGAUCGACCAAAAUAUCUUCCACGUUAUCCAGAAAUGAGUGAUUCAAUGCUCGAACAUUUAUGUCGAACAAUUGAUGACGGCUUUAUAGCGCAUCCAACUGAUUGUAAACGAUAUGCUUAUUGUGCAAACGGUGUGCCACAAACUAAAGUUUGUAAAAAAGGUUUACUAUGGUCACAACAUGAAAAAAUGUGUGUUUGGCCAGUACAAUCCGAUUGUCCACUAAAGGAUCUAAAUCCAGAACCUUCAGAAGAAACAAGAAAUUACGCUUCAGGAAACGCACGUGGUACAAUGUAUCCACCAUCUUAUAGUCUACCUAAUACUCAACGUCCAAAUCCAUCAUCUAAUACAUUUAGACCAACUAUUGAGUGCCCUGCAUCACAAUCCUGGCGUGUACCUGAUCCGUUCGAUUGUUCUAUUUAUCAUGAAUGUUAUCAAGGUACUGAUAUACUUGCUUUUUGUCCUGCACAACUUCUAUAUAAUCCCGAAAAACAAAUUUGUGAUUAUCCACCAGAUGUUCAAUGUAAAAAUAAAUGUACAUCGAAGAAUGAAGGUGCCCGAUUUGUUGAUUUGUCAAGUUGUUGUCAUUUUCUUGAAUGUGUAUCAGGUAAAUUAAUAACUCAAACAUGUACACAUCCGAAUUCAUUUGAUAUUCAAACUCGUACAUGUUUACCAUAUAAACGAGUUAAAUGUGAUGGACGUCGACAAUGUUUGAGUCAUUAUUUAUCAAAUUAUGAUGUUGGUAAAAGUUUGUGUGAUUUUGUUCCAUCAUGUGCUGGUCAUAGCGAUGGAUAUUAUCUUGAUCGAACUAAACCAAAUUGUCAAGCAUACAUUCAAUGUCUUGAUAAUCGUGUUGUCAAUCAUAGUCGUUGUUCACAUGGACAACGUUUUAAUAGAAAUAUGGGUCGAUGUGCACCUGCUGAUCAAGUACCUUGUCGUGUUGUUCUAAAGAAUGCAUAG